This is a messenger RNA of Melitaea cinxia (Glanville fritillary), 4813 nucleotides long. RefSeq names its product G protein-activated inward rectifier potassium channel 3-like. NCBI's taxonomy places the organism in Eukaryota, Metazoa, Arthropoda, Insecta, Lepidoptera, Nymphalidae. The transcript has 8 exons. The coding region runs from base 1 to 1863 and encodes 620 amino acids. Gene Ontology annotation, molecular function: inward rectifier potassium channel activity. The record is from RefSeq and is a predicted model, not a curated record. Gene Ontology annotation, biological process: potassium ion import across plasma membrane; regulation of monoatomic ion transmembrane transport. Gene Ontology annotation, cellular component: plasma membrane.
AUGUCAGACAAGACGACAUCGUCGGUUGGUCCAAGAAGUUUCGAGACUAUCUCUGAGGAGGAUGGCGAGUCGCCGUGGGAGAAACUAUUAGGAGACGUGAAGGACGCUGUUCCUACUAUAAUAAAAACCAACGCGUCGAGCGCAACGAUUUCGAGAAGUGGCGACGAAGCUGUCGUUACUCCAGUCGUCGAUCUCGAAGCUAAUAAAUUAAAACGAUCAAAGAGUCUCAAUCAACGAAGAAACAGCAGUGGUCUUCUUAGCUCAAUUCCUCGGCAACUACGGCUUUCUCUUCGAGGUGUUCGUAGUGAACCUUCCAGUGUCAAAGACAUUCCAACUACCAGAAAUGAUAGUGCCCUCAACCUUCUUAUGAGAUACCGCAACGCCCGUUAUGCAGCGAGACGUGUUCGCAAGCGCGUCAUCUUCAAACACGGGGAUUGUAACGUCGUUCAAUGGAACGUGGCGAAGCGCAGGCGCCGAUACCUCCAGGACAUCUUCACGACCCUCGUGGACGCGCAGUGGCGUUGGACGCUACUCGUAUUCGCUCUCUCUUUCAUUCUCUCGUGGCUCCUCUUUGCCCUUAUUUGGUGGCUAAUCAUUUUCACCCACGGCGACCUUACCCCGCCCACCAAUAGCUCCGAAGUAUUCGUUCCUUGCCUAAAUAAUGUCAAUUCUUUCACUGGCUGCUUCCUCUUCUCAGUAGAAACACAACAUACUAUUGGAUACGGUUCACGAACGACGAAUGAGGAAUGCCCAGAAGCAAUUUUUGUCAUGUGCUUACAGAGUAUUGUCGGUGUAUUCAUUCAGGCUUUCAUGGUGGGAAUUGUGUUCGCUAAACUGUCUAGACCAAAAAAGCGAGCCCAGACCCUGCUUUACUCCCGGAACGCCGUAAUUUGCCUACGAGACGGUCAACUGUGUCUCAUGUUUCGAGUCGGUGAUAUGAGAAAAUCUCACAUUGUCGAAGCGCAUAUAAGAGCACAAAUAAUCCGCCGCAAGGUCACAAGGGAGGGGGAGACGCUGCCAUUCUACCAACAGGAGUUAAAGGUUGGGGCUGACGGGGAGGAAGAUAGGCUAAUGUUCAUCUGGCCUAUGACCAUAGUGCACAAGAUCAAUGAGAAGUCGCCUCUGUAUAACCUUUCCGCUUCGGAUAUGUUGAGGGAGCGAUUCGAAAUUGUAGUCAUGUUAGAGGGAGUCAUAGAGUCCACGGGUAUGACGACGCAGGCCAGAAGCAGCUACUUACCAUCGGAGAUUCAGUGGGGACAUCGAUUUGAAACUAUGGUAUCAUUCCGAAAAGACACGGGAGAGUAUGAGGUCGAUUACACGAGGUUCAACAAUACAUACGAAGUAGACACACCAUUGUGUUCGGCAAAGCAACUUGACGAGCUCCGAGCCACGGUCUCUACUUCGCAGAAGUUAGAUCGAAUGCUAGGCACGAUACCGAAGACCUUCUCAAACGACACGCUGGACAUGAGCUCAGUGGACUCGAUGUCGCUGGACGAACACAUCGAGAUCAAGAUACCGGAGGCCAGGGUUAGAGAGAACAGGCUGAUGGCUCAGAACAACUUCGUGCAGCACGUCAACGAGAAAACGCGCUGCAGUCACACGCACCUGGCCGUAGAGAACGGACUCGAUGGUCUCGGCAAACACAACACUAUAGAUGUCAAGGAACACCACAUGCAUAGAAGCCACAGUCAUGCCAACAUGAAGAGGGUCCACGGUUUGACUCCAAACGGUAUCAACCACAUCAAUGGCCACGAUCAUAAAAUUGAACUUAAUAAAAUCAAAAAAUCCCCGAGCGAUAACAACAUAGCAGACCAGAUUCCAGUGAUCCCUAUCCUCGUGACGUCACCGGACACAGAAGCUUGACUGACAAUUGAGGCGUGUUGAAGUAGACGAUUAUGGUAACAGAUAAAAAAUUAAACAAAAUUUGUAUACUUAAAAAAAAACUUAAAAAUGUAAUUCUGGAAAUAUUUAUACACUUGUUGUUCAGUAACCAUAAUGUUAUAAUUGCUGUAUCCCCGCUGAAAAUUCCAAAUGAAAAACGAUGAUUAAAUAGGAAGUUAUUUUAAACUGUUGUGUGUUGGAAUCCAGAUAGAUCUAUCUGGAUCUAGAUAACUCAGAUAAAAACAGACAAACGAUAGUUUACAGUAAGUUCCCAUACUAUUGUAUCGUUUUUUAUUUGGAACUUCCAGCAGAGAUGGUAGACGUAUUUAAUAGUGACAAAGCAGUUUACUGGUCUUUUCUAUCUAACUGGAUUUUAAUUUUAUAUCGAUGAAUAAAUAUAGAUUAGGCGUUUAUAUUGUUUAUUGUAUGUUAUUGAAUUUAUAAAGGCUAUUUUGAAACAAACAUAAUUUAACCUUUUGUAUAGGUAAAAAAAAUGUCCAGUUUAUAUGGAUUUUAAUGAGCUACUAAAUAAAACUUACUAUAUAAUAAGAUGAAUCAAGAGUCUAUGAGUUAAGCAACAAAUAAAAAAAAAAGUAGGAAAAAUUAAGUGCCAACAUCUAUUACAUAGAGAAACAUUGUGAUAUGUGAAAGUAUUAAUAUCAAUACUAUAAAUUAUUUAUGAUAGCGCUAGAAAAUUUAUUUUUAACGGACACCGACCAACCUUGGUGCCACUAAAUUAAAAAAAAAAAAAAACAAAUAUAAAUACUCACUCUGUAGAAACUAAAGUGACAAUCGAAUGAUGUAAAAAUGGUUCUUUUUUAUUUUAAACGUCUUUUAAACCAUAAAUAUAUAAUCUUUAAUAAUUUCCUAGACAUCUUUUUGCUUUAUAUAAUUCGUCCAAUAUUAGACCAAAGAUUAUAAUCAAGAUAAAUUACCUUCAAAUUUUAAGAAAGUUUGGCAACGUUUUGGCUGCAUGAUGUUUGGCAAUAGUUUAUAACAACGCCAGUAUCUAAUACAGAAAUUACUUACAGGCGAUGCUUUCACUCAUCUUCACUAUUAAUAAAAGCAAAUAGUUUCUUAUGAAUAUUAUUAUAUAUACAAAACAACAGGCAACGUUACAUGUUCCGGAAAGAGUUGCGUUUCUACUAAUCUGGCUGUAAGCCAAAGCUAUUAAAAAUACAACGAGAAAAAAAAUUAGAAAACAUUAACUUGUAGUAGCGAAUUAUUCCUAUUAUGAGUUUCAUUUACUAUGAAUCAUCGUCACUUCCUUGUGCGUAGCAAAUUUUUUUGUAGGUAUUUUUACAGGUCCUUUGUUUAUAAUGUCCAGUUAUAUUCCUACAGAAUAACUUGUAACUUAUUGUAUGUCUCUUGAAUUCUUUGUAAAUUAUUGUAUUAAAAAAAAAUAGGAAAUAUUAUCACAAAAAAAUAAAAUAAAAUUACUUCUGCUGAAUAUUGGAACCAAGUAAAUUUCUUUCAAACCUAGCCUUUUGAAAGUCAUAUAAUAGACCCUUAAAUAUAUAUUUUAAGUUCGUAGCUAUUUAAAAAAUAAAUAGAAAUGACUUUUGAAACUAACCUCUUGUUUCGAGGUUAUAUAAUAUAAAUUAAUUAUCUUUAAUAAACAAUAAAAAAAACUUUUAAUAUUGAAUGCGAAUUCUUAUUAUUCAUACUUCAAAAUUUCAAAAACGAGUUUAAAUAUUGUUCUCUUGGCUCUUUAUCAUAUAUUUUUUUUAAACCUACGAUGAUAAUAUUUAAUUAAAAUAAAGUGUAUUCGAAUUGAUAUUGGCUUCAAGAACAAUUAUUUUUAUAUCAUUUAACUUGUCACCUGAUUAGCUAUGAUGUCAUUAGCUAUAAUGAAAUGAUAUAAGCGAUGUUCAAAUUAAAUGUUUUGAAAAUAACAACAUAUUUUAAUAGUUUAUUUCUGAAUAUUUUCUGAUUUUUUACAAAUAACCUCCUCAAGGCAAAAGUAAAGUUCUUACAAUUAUUCUCGUCGCCUCGUCUACUUCAACAGAGCUAUUAAUUACAGGGUUGUACUUGACAAACUAUUUCUAGAUCAUAUUAGUGAAAUUGGAAACAUGUACUUCAGUAGCCCUAUCAUCUUAUUACUGCAGUCAUGUUUUCUCUAAGUGUAUAAGGAUUAAAAACAAUUUGUGUUAAUAUUUUUUUUUCUAUCAACAGUCAAACAGAUAGAAAAUUUUCCAUUUUAUAGUUCAAAGUCGCAUUAAGGCCGAAUUGAAUGACCGUGAAUAUAUCGAAUUUCCUGUACAAAUGCGGCCCCUGUUACAUUAUUAACCAUGUAAAAUAUUAUAUAAUUCUGUCGUACCGGCUUUUAAUCUAUUGAUUGAUAUAACUACAAUUUAAAAUUAAUUUAAUUCGAUAUAUUUUGAAUGUAAACAAUCGAAUGUACAAAUAUAUAUUUAUAGUCUACGCUUGAUUUUAAUGCCAUUUAAUAAAAGUAUUGAAAAAAAUUCGCGUUCCUUUAUCAUAGUCAUGUUAAGCACUUAUUUAUGAAUAGUUAAUAAUAAUUAGGCGAUUUUUUUAUAUAUAUAUCAAUAUACUUUUAUCAUUUUUUCUUAACUAAUUUACUAGUGUUAGUUUAACUAAUGCUAUAGACGAAGUGUAUCUAAAUUUAAUAACUUCAAUGGAUAAGUUUUUAUUAUACAUUGUAGUGUUACGAUUACUAUUUACUCAAUUGAAUUAUUUUAAAAUUUAUUGUCUGUAUACCAUACCAUAAUCAGAUGCUGUUUAAUAAAAAAAAAAUCGAUGUAUUUAAAACGGCUGUAAUAGAAAUAUUUUUUUAAACUGUUAUUAGAAAUCAGGGGCCUGAAACGGCGCUGGCGCCGCCAAGUAUACAUUAUAUGUGUAUAAAAGCUUUUUAUCUCGCUCAUAAAUUAUGUACAUUAGAUAUAAAAUAAAAUAUGGUCCAUAUACAUUU